Metarhizium album ARSEF 1941 is the source of this 2250-nucleotide messenger RNA. RefSeq names its product Histone deacetylase class II. Gene Ontology annotation, molecular function: histone deacetylase activity. Bases 1 to 2250 code for a protein of 749 amino acids. The transcript is spliced from 5 exons. Gene Ontology annotation, biological process: chromatin organization. The record is from RefSeq and is a predicted model, not a curated record. NCBI's taxonomy places the organism in Eukaryota, Fungi, Ascomycota, Sordariomycetes, Hypocreales, Clavicipitaceae. Gene Ontology annotation, cellular component: histone deacetylase complex.
AUGGAAGUGGAGGGAGAUGAUCAUCCUAUGGGGGAUGCCGACAUGACAAACGGGACCAGCCGUGACAACAGUGUUGUGCAGGGAGACGAUGAUGACACAGCAUCCGAAGACGCCGGUUACGAUGACCGUGACCGCCAAGUCUAUUCUGACCCGCAAGAUCUGGCCCUAGAGCAGCUUCGGCGGCGUGGACUUCUCCCAACUGGUUGCUGCUACGAUGAUCGCAUGAAGCUGCAUAUGAAUGCCGAUUUUAGCCCAAACGCUCACCACCCUGAAGACCCUCGGCGCAUUCACGAGAUCUUCAAGGCUUUCAAAAGAGCUGGCCUGAUAUAUGCAGGGCCAGAGGCCGAGCUGCCCAAAAUCAUCAAGGAAUGCCCGACGCGGUACAUGUGGAGGAUUCCUGCCCGUGCCGCCACUCGCCAAGAGAUCUGCCUGGCACACUCCUCGGAACACAUGACCUGGGUUGAAAACCUGGAUAAGCUGAGCACCUCAGAGCUGCGUGAGCUGACCAAAAGAUACGAUCAGGGCCGUGAGUCGCUCUAUGUCGGAAGCAUGUCCUACCCUGCCGCUCUUCUAUCCGCCGGCGGCGCAAUCGAUACAUGUAAGAACGUCGUGGCUGGACAGGUCAAGAACGCUUUUGCCGUCAUCAGGCCCCCGGGACACCACGCCGAAUUCGAUGCCCCAAUGGGAUUCUGCUUUUUCAAUAAUGUACCAGUCGCCGUUCGUGUCUGCCAGCAAGAUUACUCUGAUGUCUGCCGCAAAAUUCUAGUUCUCGACUGGGAUGUUCAUCAUGGAAAUGGCAUACAAAACAUCUUCUACGAGGAUCCCAAUGUGCUCUACAUUUCCAUUCACGUCUAUCAAAAUGGACACUUUUAUCCCGGAAAACCUCCAAACCCGGACACCCCAGACGGAGGCCUCGAGAACUGCGGUGCCGGCCCUGGGUUGGGCAAAAACGUCAACAUUGGCUGGCAUGACCAGGGCAUGGGGGAUGGUGAAUACAUGGCUGCCUUUCAAAAGAUUGUUAUGCCUAUCGCCAAAGAGUUUAAUCCAGAUCUGGUAGUCAUUUCUGCAGGGUUUGAUGCCGCAGACGGGGACGAGUUGGGUGGAUGUUUCGUCACACCCCCGUGCUAUGCACACAUGACACACAUGCUCAUGUCGCUGGCAGACGGCAAAGUGGCCGUGUGCCUCGAGGGCGGAUACAAUCUUUCUGCAAUUUCAAAUUCUGCAGUGGCUGUCGCACGAACCCUCAUGGGGGAGCCGCCGCCCAAAAUGACUAUACCCAAACUAAACAAGGAAGCCGCACGAACGCUGGCCAAGGUCCAGGCUUAUCAGGCUCCAUACUGGGAGUGUAUGCGUCCUGGCAUAGUCGACGUUCCUGCUGUCCAGUCUCUCAACGCCAAUCGUUUGCACGACGUAAUACGGAGUGCACAGCGGCUGGUUUUACAGGAGAAGCACAACAUGAUUCCUCUCUAUGUCCAAAGGGACCAGCUGUACAAGUCUUUUGAGAACCAAGUCCUUGUCACGCCGAACCUCCACAAUUCAAGGAGGAUGCUGAUCAUCAUACAUGACCCCCCUCAAUUGCUGGCACAACCAGAUGCCGUUGAUUCUUCACUGGAGCCACAUAAUGCUUGGGUAGUCGAUGGGGUAACUCAAUAUAUCGACUGGGCUGUCAGCCAAAACUUUGGGAUCAUGGACAUAAAUGUGUCAGCUUACAUUACUAAAGAUGAGGAUACGGACUCGUAUAUCCCAGGAUAUAGGGAACGAGUUCUGCAAGAACAAAUCCAACAAUUGAUGAAUUAUCUCUGGGAUAACUUUAUGCAAUUGUACGACACAGACGAGAUCUUUCUUAUGGGUGUAGGCAACGCCUAUUUGGGCGUCAAGGUGCUUCUAAUCAACAGAGAUUGCAAGUCGAAGCUAUCUGGCGUCGUAAACUUCGUCACCGGAAAUCUGCGUCCCGUCAAGUCCAACAUUGACCCGGAUCUCUCACUAUGGUACAAGGAGAAUUCUAGGGUCUAUGUUGCCGGAGACCACGCAUGCUGGUCAGAUCAUGACUUGACCAAGAAGGUAAAAAAGCGCAGAUUCGGCACAGUUGUUCGCAGUCCCAAACUCGGGCUCAAUAAGAUGAUGCAGGAGCACGCAGACGAAGUGCAAGAGUGGAUACUCUCACGAGUUUCGGCUACAAGUCGAGGCGAUACGACAGAGGAAGAGGGCGAAUUUGAUGGGAAUGGGAUUCGUGGUGUGGGGCAAGGUUGA